Molecule: messenger RNA, 6084 nt
Organism: Vespa velutina
Lineage: Eukaryota; Metazoa; Arthropoda; Insecta; Hymenoptera; Vespidae
Gene: Tps1
Product: alpha,alpha-trehalose-phosphate synthase [UDP-forming]
Exons: 10
Coding region: 162-2555 (797 amino acids)
Biological process (GO): trehalose biosynthetic process
Cellular component (GO): alpha,alpha-trehalose-phosphate synthase complex (UDP-forming); cytosol
Molecular function (GO): catalytic activity
Source: RefSeq, a predicted model, not a curated record
UCUUGUAAAAACACUAGACCAGUCGGUGUCAAAUUUUCGGAACGUCUCGCGUAGAUGCGCGAAUAAAGGAAUCGUGAUCGGUUUUUCGAGGUGACGAAAGGGCAAAAACGACGAAUCGGCGCGGCUUUAACGAAACGGGAAGCUUCACCUCCAACGGAAGCAUGAUCGUAGUGAGCAACAGGUUGCCGUUUGUGCUGAAGAGAAACGAGCUGUCUGGUAAACUGGAACGAAAGGCCAGCGCCGGUGGUCUCGUAACUGCGGUUGCACCGGUCGUAAUAAGUGGAAAUGGAGUUUGGGUCGGAUGGCCUGGCAUGCAUAUGGAGAAUCUUAAUGAACCGAUACCAGAAUCGGAUCCAAACGAUCGAACGCCAACAGCCGGUCUUCUAUCUAGUAAGGUCGUAGCCGUACACGUAGAUCCUGGUAUCUUCGAUUCUUACUACAAUGGGUGCUGUAACGGAACGUUUUGGCCGCUAUUUCACUCGAUGCCGGAUAGGGCGACUUUUAUCGCCGAUCAUUGGCGCGCUUAUUCGGCCGUCAACGAAAAAUUUGCAGCCAAGACAGUCGGCGCUUUGGAGGAGAUCCACAAGGAACAAGCGAAUCAGAAUAACGGCACUCCUCUUGUUUGGAUUCACGAUUAUCACUUGAUGACGGCAGCCAAUUGGGUCAGACAGGUCGCCGACGAAAAGAAUCUGAAAUUGAAGUUGGGCUUUUUCCUUCACAUUCCAUUCCCACCUUGGGACAUAUUUCGACUCUUCCCAUGGGCGGACGAGAUACUUCAGGGUAUGCUAGGUUGCGACAUGGUCGGUUUUCAUAUUCAAGAUUACUGCUUGAAUUUCGUCGACUGUUGUCAAAGGAGCCUCGGCUGUAGGGUCGAUCGUAAAAAUUUGUUGGUCGAGCAUGGCGGUAGAACCGUACGCGUACGGCCACUUCCAAUCGGCAUACCCUUCGAUAGAUUCGUCUCUCUCGCUGAAACGGCUAACAAGGUUAUGCUUACCAAUCAAAAGAUUGUCCUGGGAGUCGAUAGACUCGAUUAUACAAAGGGUCUUGUACAUCGUUUGAAGGCCUUCGAAAUGUUGCUGGAAAAGCAUCCGGAACAUCGUGAACAGGUAACCAUGCUACAAAUCGCCGUACCUUCGAGAACGGACGUGCGAGAGUAUCAAGAUUUGAAGCUCGAGAUGGAUCAAUUGAUAGGAUGUAUAAACGGUCGUUUUACCACGCCAAAUUGGUCACCGAUACGUUAUAUCUACGGUUGCGUCAGUCAGAACGAAUUGGCGGCCUUUUACAGGGAUGCCGCCGUCGCUCUGGUCACUCCUCUCAGGGACGGCAUGAAUUUGGUUGCGAAGGAAUUCGUUGCUUGUCAGAUAAACACACCGCCGGGUGUUUUGAUAGUAUCACCUUUUGCCGGUGCCGGCGAAAUGAUGCACGAGGCCUUGAUAUGUAAUCCUUAUGAGAUAGACGAGGCCGCCGAAGUGAUCCAUCGGGCUCUCACUAUGCCGGAGGAUGAACGUACUCUGAGGAUGAAUCAUUUGCGCCGUCGUGAAAGGAUUUACGACGUCAAUUAUUGGAUGAAAUCCUUCCUUCAAGUUAUGGGCUCGCUCGAGGAGCACGAUUCCGUCGGUGCUACGACGAUGCAACCGGUAACAAUGGACGAUUUUGACGAUUACCUGAGCAAGUCCCCUAGGUAUAUCGGCGAUAAUCACAAGUUGGCCCUCUUAUUGGAUUACGACGGAACCUUGGCACCGAUCGCAACUCAUCCGGAUUUGGCGAUCUUGCCGUUGGAAACGAAAAACGUCUUGCAUAGACUCUCCAACAUGUCUGACGUUUAUAUAGCCAUUAUAUCUGGUAGAAAUGUGAAUAACGUUAAAUCAAUGGUCGGUAUAGAGGGUAUUACUUACGCCGGUAAUCACGGCUUAGAGAUUUUACAUCCCGAUGGAAGCAAAUUCGUUCAUCCUAUGCCGAUCGAAUGCGAAGGAAAGGUGGCCAAUUUGAUGCAAGCUCUGCAGGAUCAGCUGUGCAAGGACGGUGCAUGGGUAGAAAACAAAGGAGCCUUGCUAACGUUCCACUAUCGCGAGACACCGAUGGAAAGACGUCCCGAAAUGGUGAAUCAGGCAAAGAAAUUGAUCGAGAAGUCCGGUUUUAAGGCAUGCUCGGCGCAUUGUGCCAUAGAGGCGAAGCCCCCCGUCGAAUGGAACAAAGGGCGAGCCUCGAUCUAUAUUCUCCGUACGGCUUUUGGUUUGGAUUGGAGCGAACGAAUAAGGAUCAUUUACGCCGGUGACGAUGCCACCGACGAGGAUGCUAUGAAAGCUCUAAAGGGUAUGGCUGCUACCUUCCGCGUAGCUUCGUCUCACAUUAUACGUACGUCGGCUGAAAGACGUUUGCCAAGUACGGAUUCCGUUCUAACCAUGCUAAAAUGGGUCGAGAGACAUCUUAGCAAGCGUAAGCCGCGUAAUAGCACCGAAAUACAAUCGAAAUUCCGACGCAGUAGUGCAGGUAUCACCAUGGAGAUGUCUUAUACACCGACGAGCACACCGACUAACGCAACGUUAGAAUCGUAAACGGUACUUUUGUAGUAUGUACGUAUUUUAUUCAAAAUACGUUAGCGUGCCGAUCUGAUAUCUAUGAUUAAUCGGAUCAAACGCCAGGUUUAUAAUAAUCUACUUUUAGUAAGAAUACGACGAUAGACGAUGAGAGAGAAAGAAGGAAGUAUAGGAAGAAUGAGAAAUAUAGGGGAACAAGAGUAACAAUGAUCGUAACACUGUAUCGUGUACUGUAAAAGAAACAAAACGUAUGCGAUAUCGAAUCUAUGGAUAUCGAUAUCCUGAGGAGACUGUCAUUUUUAUAAAAAAAAACUUCGAUCGUUUAACAAAUUUUAAUUCCUUCGUUAAUCAUAUUCACCGGUACGGUCGCGAGUACGACGAUACUUCCACGACGUCUGAUGGACGUAUAAAUAUACAUAAUACGUACAAGAUAAUAGAUAAUUAGUUAGAAAAUGGAACUGAAUUUUUCAACUUUAAGCUACAUAGUAUCUCUUUUCUUUUUUUCGAAAUUGAGAUCGAUGUUUUCUUAGGAAUUAGUAGGCAACUUUUAGUCUGAUUUACGUCUCUAUGAGAGAUCAUGAUAAUAAAAAGUAAACAUGUCCAAAGAACUCGCUGCCGUUGUAUUCAGGCGAUGGAAGAGGCUCCAUAGAUUUACGAGAAGUAGGACUUAGUCGUUCGAUCUUGGAUGUUAUACGUUGUCCAAGGAAGAGGAAGAAGGAGAGAAUAAGAAAAAAAAAAAUGAGAGCAGUUUAGAAUAGAUCGUGCGUAUGUUCCUUUUUUUUUUUUUUUUUUUUUUUUUUUUUUCAUUGGAUUUUGACAUUUUUCAAGAGAAAACGAAAAAAAAAAUUCGGAACGCGCUAUAAAAUAACAAUAAUAAUAUUUCUUUUGAAAGAAUUUUCCCGUAAUGAUCGAGAUCGAUCUUCCUCUUUAUAUCUCUUUUCUCUUCGUAAUUAUUUUUUAUCUUUAAUCUUUAAAAUGAUCAGAUAUCAAUCAGUCGUGUGAGACGGUGGUAAAGAAGAAUAAUUUUUAAGAAAGAUCAAUUGUAAAGAAUUUUUGUCAUCUUAAUAACAUCUUCUGUCAAAUAUCAUUGGUAUACUUGGUAUCGUAAAGAAAGUCGCUUAUUCAUUUGCAGCUUCUUCGAUAACGUUUCUUUUCAUAUUGGGUGCUCUUUUAUAAAGCUAAACAUUUAAUUGAUUGAUUGAUUAAUUUAUUUGAACAAGAUGAAAAGUUUCUUCGAAAGUUACAGUGCCAAUCUAAAAUCUCAUAUCAAUAGCGUAUUAAUAAAUGUCAAUUUAGGGGUAAGGAGUUAACGAGCGUGUACCAAUAUCUUUUACAUGCGUAUCUCUUAAGCAAUACAUGCAUAAUGAAUGUGCGUUAGCGAUACUAUAUUUUAUUGACGAAACAAUGAUAUAUAGACUCGUAUAAGUAAAUUGUAAGAUUCUUAUAGAUUUUUCACUUUUUCUAAAAAUAGUAUAAGUCGUACGAGACGUUCUUUUUUUUUCUAUAAGUUUUUCAAGACUCUCGAAACGCUAUUGAUCAUUUCUUCGUGUGAAAUAUCUUUACAAAAGUUUGCAAGACAAAACGCGACGAUUUGAAAUGUCCUCCAUUUUGCGAGACACGAAAGAGUAACUUUAUCGAUUCUUCAUUCCCACCGAUCGAUCUUUUUUAAAUAUGUACUAUAUGUGUAAAUACAUGCAUACGCACGUACAUGUAAACAAAUGUAAUACGCGCACACAUACACACACACACACACGCGUUCACACAUACAUGUACGUUCUAUCGUUAAAUCGUUAAUCGUACUAGAUGGCGAAAUAUUACCACGUUACGUGGAUCGACCAAGAAAAUUAAUUUUCCGCACAUUCGUUGAUUUCCUCUCUCUCUCUCUCCCCGUCCCCGUUCGUUUCCUUUUUCUUACCCUUUUCUUGUCCUUCAAAUGAACGAGAAUUAUACCUUGUUCAAAGUCUAUUGAAAACGAACGAGAAUGGCUCGUUACGAUAUUCUCACCUACGUACACUUUUGAAACGAAUGUAUAUAUAUAUAAAGAGUGCAGAAUUUUGAAUCUUAGUUUUGUAUAUAAAUAAAUAGUUUCUAGAUCGUCAUGGGUGUGCAUAUACAUAUAUACAUAUGCGUACGUAUAGGAGACGAUAAGCACGCACAGAAAUAAAAAGAUACGUGGUAACCGAACGCACGAGCACCACGCAUAUGUUGUGUAUGUAUUUAUUAUGUAUAUAUAAAAAGGGACGCGUUAUGUAUGUGUAAUAUGUAUAUAUCUGCGCACGUUAGCAUGUAUAUAUACUUAUACACGGAGGAAAAAAGCGCGUGCUGCAUUUUUGCAUAAAUCUAUUUGUAGUUCGUUCCGAUGGUUGUAUAAGCGAAGGCAUUCAAAACGGAGAAAUAAAUGUCCUCGAUAAAGAUGCUUGUCAAUCACGUAUUCAAAUUGUACGUUUUUUUUUUGUUUGUACGUAGUAAUGCACAUUAGUUGACAUUAGAAGAGUCCUUUUAUAGAACGAUUGCGAGUCCUUAAUGAUAAUUAUUUGAAAAGGAGUGAUUAUAUCGUCUUAUCAUUCGUUUUCUUUUUCGUUCACAAUUAUAACGAUAACACUCGGGGGAAUGAGAUCACUAGACGAUUAUUUUAUUUUUCUCUGGGUAACCUUUGCUUCUGCCGUCAUGACCGAUUAAAAUUGUUUUGACGAUGAUGAAGCCGGUGAAAUGGGUCGAUGAUUACUGCAACGACCCAUCGCGAGUAUCGUCAUUGCGAUAUCAAGAAUUUCUCCAUUUAUUUUUACGUAAAACGUUUACGAGACGUUCUCAUUAAUUCUUUUUUCCGUAAAUACUUUUUUUCCUUACAUGCCUUUUAUAUGGACAACUGUACACGUCCAAACGAUAAUAUUUACAUGCAAUAAUCAUAAUAGUACUAGCGAGCAAUAUCAACGAGAUAUUACGAAUUUCCGUGCGAUGGUGGAUUUAUGGACAAGAAAUAUUAAGACGAAAUAAUGUGUUUUACUUGAAAAAUAUUAUUUCGCUUAGAUCGGACACAUAAGAAAUAACUUUAAUGGAUUUCGUUAAAAAUACGAAAAUACCCGAACAAGUUUGGACGAUAACUCGACGAUUAUAUAAUAAAUAAUCGGUGUUAGUAUUGCUCCUUUCAAAAUAUUAUAUAGAUAUAAACUAUAUGAAUAUUACUUAUAUAGUUAACGUAUUGAAAAUAAUCCGUAGAAUUUCCAGAAUGGUACGAUGUUAUAAAAGUCAAUGCAAAAAAUGCCUAAUUGUUAAAGAAAAUUAUUUUUCGAGUUUAUCUUUCUUCGAGUUGUAUGCCAUAUUGUCGGCGACAAAGUGACGCUUCUCGGAAUGGUUUGUGACAUUGAUCGAAAGCUAGAUGGCGAUCAGUGAUGUAAAUAAAUGGGAGGAACGUGAAAGCCGUGAUUUUGACGGCUGCCAAGUUAAUCUUUCUUUUGUAAUCUCAUGGGCAAACGUAAUAGCUCUUUCCUACAUCGAAGAUUAAACUAAAUGUGUUUGAUUUAUUGAAAUAAAUAUGUUUGGAACGAUA